Messenger RNA from Colletotrichum acutatum, 982 nucleotides. RefSeq lists its product as uncharacterized. NCBI's taxonomy places the organism in Eukaryota, Fungi, Ascomycota, Sordariomycetes, Glomerellales, Glomerellaceae. The record is from RefSeq and is a predicted model, not a curated record. The transcript has a single exon. Bases 91 to 771 code for a protein of 226 amino acids.
CACUCUUCGCUGAAGGCCACCUCGCAGGCUCGGUUUCAUUCCUGCCGACACCUAACGACAAUGCCAGGCUACUGAGAAUCCAAAGUGAGCAUGCCAACGUCACCAGCAUGGAGCUGCCAUCCUGCAGCCCAGCAGCUUGCGGAUGAGUCGGUCCCCGUUGAAGAUUUGGCAAUCACUUCCAGGUUGUGCCCCCGAGAGAAUUCUACGCAAUCCUCAGUCGGGGCCCCCUUGUUCAGCCCAGAAACAAGUCAAGCGGCCUCUACCCGCCAGUUGUUCGCACUUCAAAGGAGGCCCUUGAGUUGGCCAGGGCCGUUGUACGGUUUAUUGCGUCCCUCUGUUGUCUGGGGAGACUUUGUUCAGCAAAGAAUCCCACUGGUCUUGUCGAGUCAGAGGAACCUAUGCUUACAUAUAGCGGACGCAAAGCACAUGGCGAAUCGAAUAGGUCUUCCAUUGCAAGUUCCUAGGCAGCGUCUCCUGAUUCCUGGACCACGAGGACACGGGCGGCUGCUGGCCUUAGUGACGCUCUUGCACUUGCUUGUUUUAGUCGGAGCGACACGGCGUGGCUUGCAUUGGACACCUGUGCCAGCGAGAUGCUUGUUCGUCGCAUCACUUGGCCCGGGGGCCAAGACAACGACAGAUUGCAAUGGAGAACUUGUGGUGCUGUACAGUGUACUUCUGGGUGAUGCCAAUGGUUCCCGGCUCUGCCUGGCUGAGCCGAGUCUAAGAGAUGGAACGGAGAAGAACCGUUGUGUUCGUGCCAAGCGACAUUAGAGACGGUCUCAACAUUGGUAGCAUGGCCGAUUACUAGUUGAUUAGUUGAUUCCGAAGGCUAGGUAACCCUCAGGUGCUCUUUGCAAGUCGCAACCCUUAGAAAUGCCGAGCAAACUUUCAAAGAAAGACUUUCCAAGUGCACACACGAGCCGUUCAGAUAAGGCGAGGUAUCAGUUAGCAGUCUUCAGACCUGAUGACAGAGGUGGACUUU